AAAGGUCAGGCUCUCUGCGUUUCAUUGCUUUUAACCACAUUAUAAGACCAAAUCCCAGCUAGAAAUAUCAUUUAGUAUCACACGGAAUAUCCACACGGUUAUCCAUUUGGUUCCCAUACACUUGUGCCAACUCUUUUUUCAAUUGUCGAUAGCGAUUCAUUUUUAAUGUCUUCAGUUGACUUAAAACGGCUUACUCGAAGCGGUCGAUUGAGUUUGCUGACAGUUUGGCCGGUCGGAAGGAAUUCGGAGUGCACCACCACUUGAUAAUCGAAGAAAACUGUCAAUAUAACCUUGAUUUUUGAUCUGCUUUCACGUGGUUUUUUCGGCUUCAGCUCACCUUUGCCACGAUCUUCGGCCGAUUGAUUAUCUGUUUUCGGGUCAUAAGCAUAGAUCGAAGACUCGGAAAGCGUUGUUUCGAAGACGUUAACGCGACACUGUUUGUUCGAAAAAAUUUUGUGAUUUUGGUGCCAAUCGUGCUUUCACUUUUCUUAGGCCCAAAUGAUCUUUCAAAAUAGUUUUCAUUAUUCUUCCGAUAUUCCAAAGAUGCCAGUAAGAUCUCUGACUCUUUACUGACAUGUUGUUCAUCAGUUGAUGGCAGUCCUGGUCGUGAUUUGCCCACAGUAGUAAGACAGUAAUAAUCGCGUAAGCUGUGUCUACGACAGUAAAGAAGUGCGUGAAGUAUGAAAGUUAAAGAUCGUUAAUGAAGCUUGAGAGUUUGUUUCCGGCGAUUGAUACAUAUUUCUCUGGAACGAAUUCAAUUCUGAUAAUUUUAACGCUUUCUUUAGGAUAGUGGCAAAUUGAAUUUCCUCAAAUAUUUUUUUUUUUAAUUUUAAAGGCCGUUUGAAUAAUUUGAAUUUGAAAUUAAUUAUAAAUGUCGUUAAAUUAUAAUUCGAUUCAGUUCUUUAUAUGCUUUCACAGUUUUUGUGUCUCAAUGCUAUGAGCACUUAUCUAACCUAUUUAACAGCAGGUGGCGGAUAGGCAUUGCGGAAAUCGGGUUCCGCAUGUAACUAGAGGCCUUUUACAAGCAGAUAAGGGUAUGAAAUAGCUCUAGCUUCAAAUAAAGUAUUUAAAAAUACAAAAGUUUCGAUUACUCAAACUUAAUUUCUUCAGUUCAAUUUGAAGUGUCAACGGCUGCAUAACGGAAAAAUUAUGAAACUGCACUUUUUAAUAACAAUUUUGGUAUUAGCCUUAAGCCACGCCGAAGUUGCGCCCGACGAGGAGGAUUAUGGUCGUACAUGGAUGUGGAUGCCCGAUGGUGAUGGCAAACCUCAUGUUGCCUAUCUAACAGAGCCACCCCAGGAUAGUCAGCAAGACGAUGUGCCGGAUUUCGUGCAUGUGGAGCUGUUUGAUAGUGCAAAUACCGCGAAUCCUACAACAAUGCAAAUAUCUGUUGCCAAUCAUACUACCAGUGAAGGUAGGAAGAGUAGACAGAAGCGCGAUACUUGGGAAGAGAUGGCCGGUAAAUUCAACGCCGAUUUGGACACGAAAAUUUUGGUACACGGUUGGAAGUCGAGCACGACCAGUGACUCAAUACAAUCUAUACGUGGUGCAUACACUAUGCGCGGGAAUUUGAAUAUUUUCGCAAUCAAUUGGCGCGAUCAAGCAGACAAUAUUUACUAUCUGAAACCCGCACGUUACACCGUGCAAGUGGGCCGAGCUGUUGCUAAGCUUAUUGAUCUACUUGUUGAGGAAAAGGAUGCUGACUCCAAGCGCAUACAUCUAAUCGGUCAUAGCUUGGGGGCGCAUAUAAUGGGCUAUGCAGGGUCCUACACCAAAUAUCGUGUUGGCAGAAUCACAGGUCUCGAUCCUGCCCGACCGGCUUUUGAAAACUGCAGCGGACCGGAGCAUCAUUUAGACCCAUCAGAUGCAGAUUUCGUUGAUGUCAUACAUAGUUGUGGUGGCGUUUUGGGUUUUCGUGAACCAAUUGGUUGCGUGGAUUUUUAUCCGAAUGGCGGCGGCGCACCGCAACCGGGCUGCACAGAGAUUUCACAAAUCUUUACCGGCUGUAGCCACGGUCGUUCCUAUGAGUACUUUGCGGAAUCCAUACAUAGUGAGAAAGGUUUCUAUGCUGCACCCUGUUCAUCGUUGAAAGAGUUAAUCGGUCGUAAUUGCACGGGUACCAAGAUAUUAAUGGGUGAUCCUGUGCCGUUGACUGCGCGUGGCAUUUACUAUUUGAAGACUGGUAGUAAACCAGGCUUCGCUUUGGGUUUGGACUAACGCCAAUAUAUUUUGGAGAAGAUCCGUAAUUAUCUUCUCUGAAAACAGUGUUCAUGUAUAGGGUAGUGAGAGUUAUAUUAAUAUGUCUAUAAAUAUAUGCUUAACUAUGAAUAAAUAUAGUAAAUG
Bactrocera dorsalis (oriental fruit fly) is the source of this 2343-nucleotide messenger RNA. Its product is annotated as lipase member H. Bases 1150 to 2217 code for a protein of 355 amino acids. Gene Ontology annotation, molecular function: lipase activity. The transcript has 6 exons. Gene Ontology annotation, biological process: lipid metabolic process. The record is from RefSeq and is a predicted model, not a curated record. Lineage: Eukaryota; Metazoa; Arthropoda; Insecta; Diptera; Tephritidae.